AUGGCGUGUUUAGACGAUGUUCCCUUCAGAAUCACAGACGAGGUGCAACCAGUCACAGCUUCUGAGGUCACUGUUCCAGACUACCUGAAGAUCCUCCAGGAAACUGAGUAUGUGUUUAAUCUGGAGAACUGGGUUCUGACGGGACUGCAGGGUGGUUACGGUGCAGCCGGUCCUCCUCUCGCCUCUCACGCUGCAGCCUCCUGCCCUCCGUACUGGAUGUUGUUCAGCAGUUCACAGCAGAGCAGACUGGCCAGCCACUGGAGCAGUGACCUGUGGGAACCCAAUCCUCGACCCCGCAGCCGGAGUCUUAACGAAGCUCUUUUCAUCACCAAUGACGUCGCUCUCACUAUUUCUGACCCGGAGGACAAGGACUUCCCUAAUAAUGCGGAGGCGUCUUCAACCGGGAACAAAAGACCGACACUCAGUGGUUCAGGGUUGAAAAGACAGGGGUCAUACACCAAAAAUCUGCACCCACACAGCCCUACAAACCUCCUCAACCUGCCUUUAACAUGUGACCUGAAUAUCUGGCAAUCACCGGUCCGAACCUCCGACCAAUCAGAAAUAAAACCAGAAGUAAUCACACAGUCUCCAUGUCUGGACUUCAACAUGUUCCCCGUCCCGCAGAGGCCGCUGGGUUCCCACGCUGUAGCUGACUCCUCUGUGGAACUCUUCUCAGCACUAAGCCCUGAGGAAUGCCGGAUUCUCGAGGCGGUGAUGGAUUGUGGGUACCCGCUUCGUACAGCCAUCGUCGCUCUACAGAAAUCAGGCCGGCGCCGCCCAGAGCAGAUCCUGAGUUACCUGGUGGCGUGGGAGCGACUGUGUGGACUCGGCUAUGAUGAAGCUGAGGUAGAGGAAGCUCUGGAGAUGUUUCAGAACUGUGAGACCAAGGCUGAAGAGUUUCUGCUCCUUCUCACUCAAUUCCAUGAGAUGGGCUUUCAGCAGGACACUAUUAAAGAAGUUCUCUUGGUGCACGGGAACCAUCGUGAGCGUGCUCUAGAGGAACUAAUGAUGCGUGUAGCCUGAUCAACAAACCAGCGCAGCAGUUUAUCUCAAACCGUUUCUUUGUUCUGGUUCGAGUGAAAACGGAUCCACUGAUGAAGUUAAUAAACAGCAAAGUUUUAAAUUAUAAACCAAAAUCUUUAGCUGAGCCAUAAAGAAUUUUUGUGCUUCAUAAUGCAUCAAACCAGGCCUGGACUGCAGGCAGGUCAGUCAAGCAGUCAGUGGUGGUGUUUCUUGACGUUGUUGGCGUGUGUAAUAAUGGCCGCUGGCAGCAGUGUUUAUUAAUGACAGUUUGUUUAAAUACUCUCGAGUCUUUAAUGUGCUGAUGUUAAAGAUAAACAUGCUGGAUUAUAAUGCAGAGGGAUCGACGGUCACAGAUAUUCAUUCAUGUUUAUCAUCUUUUCUUUCACACAGAAAUAUUCUCUACACAUUUUGAUGAUCUUCUGUACAGAAGAAGGUGAAACACCAGGAAACAUUUUUCUUAAACUGUUGGAUUAUUUACUGAUCAUUUUUGUAAUCUCUGCUCUUUCGUAACUUUUCUGGACUUGAAUAGUUUAUAGACGACACAUCAUGAAGAACAUUCCGUUAUACUUUUAUUGAAGGUUUAUCUUUGUUGUUGCUUAACAUUUUUAUGGAAAAGUUUGUGCACCCCGGUUCAUGUUAGGUGAACAAAUGCUCGAUGGAUCUGUCACACAGCAGCAGAGGAAUGAACAAAGUUCGACUGUAUUUAUUUAUUAAAUGUGUUAUUUAUUUGUGCAUGAGAAUUUUUGUGUAUUUAAUUUUUAGUGUUUGUUUAUUUAAUCUGUCUAUCAAAAGUAGAUUGGACUGAAUAAAUAAAAAGUAUUUAAAGUAUGUUCAGUAUUUUUGAAGAAUAAAAAGUGUU
Trichomycterus rosablanca is the source of this 1882-nucleotide messenger RNA. RefSeq names its product ubiquitin associated protein 1-like b (gene ubap1lb). NCBI's taxonomy places the organism in Eukaryota, Metazoa, Chordata, Actinopteri, Siluriformes, Trichomycteridae. Gene Ontology annotation, molecular function: ubiquitin binding. The transcript is spliced from 5 exons. Gene Ontology annotation, cellular component: ESCRT I complex. Gene Ontology annotation, biological process: ubiquitin-dependent protein catabolic process via the multivesicular body sorting pathway. Bases 1 to 1023 code for a protein of 340 amino acids. The record is from RefSeq and is a predicted model, not a curated record.